AUGGCGAAGAGAAGGUUGAGGGUGCCACCAAGGGCUUUAUUGUAUUUUCCUACUCAUUUAUUCAAAACAUUACAAUGUGCUUUCUGUCUCACUUCUUCCUUCAUUUAUCGCAAGAAAACUGAAAAAGUUCAGGAAGGUGGAAGUGGUUUGGAGACAAACUUGCGGUAUUUUACAUACAAAGAGCUCGCUGAAGCGACAAAUGACUUCAAAGAAGAGGUGGGAAGAGGAGGUUUUGGUGUUGUUUACAAGGGGACAAUGCAGGCAGGCUCUACUAUUGUUGUUGCUGUCAAGAAGUUAGAUAAAGUGGUUCAGGAUGGGGAAAAAGAAUUUAAAACAGAAGUACAAGUGAUUGGCCAGACGCAUCACAAGAAUUUGGUCCGUUUGCUAGGAUUUUGUGACGAGGGGCAGAAUCGAUUGUUGGUGUACGAGUUCUUGAGUAAUGGCACUCUAGCAAACUUCCUUUUCGGAUGCUCUAAGCCCAAUUGGAAGCAAAGGAUCCAAAUUGCCUUUGGCAUUGCAAGAGGACUCUUGUACCUGCACGAAGAAUGUGGCACCCAAAUCAUUCACUGUGAUAUAAAGCCUCAGAACAUACUUCUUGACAAUUAUUACAAUGCUCGAAUAUCUGAUUUUGGACUGGCAAAGCUUUUGGUGAUGGAUCAGAGCAAAACUCAAACUGCUAUUAGAGGAACAAAAGGGUAUGUUGCACCUGAAUGGUUCAGGAACAGACCAAUCACUGUGAAGGUUGAUGUGUAUAGCUUCGGUGUCAUGCUGAUAGAGAUAAUCUGUUGUAGAAGAAAUGUAGAUUUGGAGAUCGGUGAAGCAGAGAAUCCAGUACUGACUGAUUGGGCUUAUGACUGCUAUAUGAAUGGAAGUUUGGAUGUUUUAAUUGGAGAUGACAUGGAGGCCAAGAAUGACAUAUCGACACUAGAGCGUCUGUUGAAGGUCGGGAUUUGGUGUAUUCAAGAGGAUCCAUCUGUCAGACCCACCAUGAGGAAGGUCACACAGAUGCUUGAAGGAGUUGUUGAAGUUCCUGCUGCUCCAAAUCCAUUUCCAUAUAGUACAAUUAGCAAAUACAGUCAUAAUGAUCUUUAUUUCACUUAGAUAUGAUUUUUCUACGGUUUUUUCCACCAUGAAAUGUAGCUUUAUAAAUUGAAACUGUGUGUUAAAUUUGAAUUAGUUUCCAAGGAAUCAACAUGUUGUGAUGAAUCCAAAAACUUGAGGUUAGCAUGUUCUUGUUCUUUUAGUUUCCUUGCUUCAGAUAUACCAAUGGAAGUUCAUCGUGGUGUUACUCUCUUAGCAGAGUAAGGGUAGGGAUUAGGUUUAAAGUCCAAUUUGCUCUGUACUACCAUGAGAAUCAAAAUAAAAAAACACAAGUCUUGGUCAAGA
This is a messenger RNA of Populus euphratica (Euphrates poplar), 1386 nucleotides long. RefSeq names its product G-type lectin S-receptor-like serine/threonine-protein kinase RLK1. The coding region runs from base 1 to 1101 and encodes 366 amino acids. The record is from RefSeq and is a predicted model, not a curated record. NCBI's taxonomy places the organism in Eukaryota, Viridiplantae, Streptophyta, Magnoliopsida, Malpighiales, Salicaceae. The transcript is spliced from 3 exons. Gene Ontology annotation, molecular function: ATP binding; protein kinase activity. Gene Ontology annotation, biological process: protein phosphorylation.